Molecule: messenger RNA, 3071 nt
Organism: Pecten maximus
Lineage: Eukaryota; Metazoa; Mollusca; Bivalvia; Pectinida; Pectinidae
Product: methyltransferase-like protein 24
Exons: 6
Coding region: 481-1356 (291 amino acids)
Source: RefSeq, a predicted model, not a curated record
GUAAGUGGCGCCUUAUGAGUACAGCUAAGUAGAAUUCUCACACUAACUAUAGCUGCAUUUCUGAAAGGAAAGAUUCUGUAUUAACGCAAAACAACGUGUGAACUUUCUUUAUAUCGCAGUUAUAUCUAAAAUGGGGAACACGUUCAAAUGCAUCUGGUAAAAGUUAUGUUGAUAUAAACCACCAUACCACUCCUCAAUGUCAAAUUAUUAUUGACUAGUUACCACACAGGUGUGAAUAAGAGUAAUAGAUAUAUUUACACAGAUAGGAUCAGGAGAACCGGACAGUAAGCGUAUUCUUCUUCAUGGACGUAACUAACGAUAGUCUAGUUUAAAUCAUGGUUAAAUCACAUUCUCAAUACCUAUUCGCUAACUAUUUUAAUGUUUUAAUGAAGAACACCCCAGAAAAUAUCGUUCAGUGAUAUUUUUACUUAAGCAUAUCGAGUAGUCGAUUUACCUCUUUGUUUCACGAAGACGCGGACCAUGCCUAGGCGAUGUUGGUCGUGUAUCUUCCUUUGGCUAACGAGUAUUGUUGGACUAAGCCUACCCCUGCUGUGGAUGGACUUGGUUUAUAAGAAACAAGUGGAUGUGAUUCCUACAGCUUCUACAGCUUCUACAACUCCAACAUCUCACUUAGAGAGCUGCAUGAUCCCGCCACACUCUGACCUCGUGACGUACAAUCUGUCUAGACUGGCCUCCCUCUACCACAAGUACCUGUCGAGUGAACAGAUCCCCUGUAAACAGGGCGUCAGGCUGGGCAGGAAACGGCCGGGAGGCUGGGAUGUUUGUAUAGAUGAAGAAUUCAGCCUGGCCGAUCCUUGUAUCGUUUAUUCUUUCGGCAUUGGAAAAGACUACUCCUUCAGUGAAGAAAUAGCAAAGACAUUUGGUUGCUUUGUCUACGCCUAUGACCCGGGGAUAAAGCGUACCGGUAGACCACACAUAGACAGACUCUUGUAUACUCCUGAAGGAAUCAACAAUUACACAGGAUUCAGUAACCAUCGACGAAUGAGCACUUUACAAGAUAUACGACGCCAUCACGGUCAUAGCGAUAAAACAAUAGACGUAAUAACUUUAGACAUAACUCCCACGGAACUCGUCGUCAUCCCUCACGCCCUACAAAACGGUGACCUCCAAACAGUUAAACAGCUCAACCUGAGACUCGGCAAUCCAGUUCACAUCUUAAGGGAGACGGUCGAGGCUUACAUCAGCAGGCUCGACGUUCUCCGUGAUCUGUAUGUCUUCGGAUUUAGAAGCUGGAUUAUAAAUGAAGACACCAAGUGUUUAUUCCAUUCUGAAGUCAUGCAUAAGCACGUCAUAGGAUGUCAUGAGGUUUCAUUUUUAAACCUUAGAUAUAUAUAGAACUCCUUAAGGGGUUAUCAAAUGUUCAUAUAUAGGAAUUUAUUCGAAUCAACAGUACAUCAAAUUUAUAUUUUAAAGUAAACAAAAGCUGCUUUGUACCUAAUUAAUCAAGUGGCCUUUACUUUCGAAACACCAGUUAUAUUCCAUAUUGAUAACAGUUGACUUAUAUUCGUAUAAGUAGCUCCAUCGUUCAAAGAGGAUGAGUACACGUACUACAGGCGAUUUUAGUCGUAUAAGUUACAACAGAAUGAUAACCAGGUGGUUAUACCAGAACAUUCCAAGCGAUUUGUCACUGAAAUAGAGGCCGUUUAUAGAUAUAAACAAGCUGCAAGAUAAUGGUAAUGCAAUAGGCGAGUUCUGGAAGAGAGUAGUUUGCGUAUGGUGUGUCUGAAAACAAUACAACUGUUGUUUUUGUGUGUGUUAAGGUGUGUGGUUGGGUGCUGUGCAUUCUAUAGCACCCACACACAAGAAGAAGCAAACGGGUGUUUAAUAAGAACAAUUGUUUCAAAAACAAAAGUACACAAGCACAGAAUCAGACCUCUAAAGACAAAAAGAACUAACAUGUAUAUUAUCUGUCCUAGUCUGCUAUUCUAUAUAACCGAGAACAUCACCCAUCGUUAUCCAGCGAUAACAUCUAAUAGUCACCCAUAACGAUAAUGUUAAAGACUGUGUUCAAUUAAGCAUGAAACUCAUACUUGGUUUUCCUGAUAAUGUGCAUUUUUUCAAUCGCAAUUUUUUCAAGUUGUGUUCCAUUUGUUUCAAACCCCUUUGUGAUUCAUAUCAUUUGUGGACAUAUAUGUACAUUUUUUUGAACAUAUAAUUUUACAUCCGCAAUAAAGACAACGUCAGAGAUUGACGUAUCUGUAGUAAAGCGUAUACAAGAUAUCGAUACAAUGUACAUUUUCGCGUGUUUUACAUACAACUUGUACUGGGUAAAUAUUACACAUGAUAAACCCUUAGUAACGUCUAUCAAAUCACAAGAGGGCCUUGGUGUUCACAUCCUCAAAACUCUGGGGCUUCUGGAAUAUGUCAUGGCAAAAGUGAAGACACAACUAGGUAUAUUAGUUAGGUGUCGGGAAAACACUGACCAAUCGCCGAGCUGGUGCAUUUCGUUUGAAGAUCACAGAGAAGCCGUUUCAAAGCCAGUCGAUCUAGCGGUAUGGUGACAUUGAGGUUCAACUAGUAGUUUUGUUUUAUCCACAAGAUGUGGCUGACAGAGCUUUCACUUUUGUUAUGACGUAUUCCAGGGGAGCAGAGAUGCAUUCUAGAAAGUUACGAAAAGCCUUGUGAUAUGACAGAGAUUUUCAACUGACAUAACUUACCUAUAGAGUACGAUACUAUUUGAUUGGCUAUACCACAGGAUAAUUAUAAAUUAGGUUCACCCUUUGAUCGAGUCACUAUUUGGAGUUGGCUCGCUCGCACACCAAUACUUAAAUAUGUGAACCCAAUGGGCGAGAUACAAACAGGAAAUGAUCAGGAAAUAGUGCUAUCAUGUUCAACGUUGUUAUUGGGAUUGUCAUAAAUCAAACGUUUUAAAUCAUCAACAGGAAGAAUCAUCUUGACCAACAGAUUAUGUGUAUGUUUGUAAAACGUGUCUAUAUAACACUAUAUUUGUAUCAAUUUGAAGUGACCUUGUAUAUAAAUAUAAGUCAAAACUGAAAGCAAUGUCACGAAAAACGAAUGUACAAUGUAUAUCCUUCAGAAUUGGAAAUAAA